GGGAACUAAAGGAGGAGGAGGUUAGCCGAGGCAGCUACAGCGGCGGCGGCGCAGGGGCUGGUACGCGCUGGGCGGCGAGAGCCUCAUGGCGGAGGAAGAGAGCGACCAAGAGGCCGAACGCCUCGGAGAAGAGCUCGUGGCCAUUGUGGAGUCCCCGCUAAGCCCUGUGGGGCUUAGAUCCGCGGGCGACACCAGCGGCUGCAGUGGCGGUGGCGGCGGCGGCGGCGGCGGUAGUGGUGGCGGCGGCGGCGUUGGGAUCAGCAGUCGGGAUUACUGCCGACGUUUCUGUCAGGUGGUUGAAGAUUAUGCUGGACGAUGGCAGGUCCCUUUGCCACAGCUUCAGGUUCUUCAAACUGCACUUUGUUGUUUUACAUCAGCCAGUGCAUCAUUCCCGGAUGAAUGUGAGCACGUACAAUAUGUUUUGAGUAGCCUUGCUGUGAGUUUCUUUGAGUUGCUGCUGUUCUUUGGAAGAGAUGAGUUUUAUGAAGAGCCCUUGAAAGAUAUUCUUGGAUCAUUCCAGGAAUGCCAGAAUCACCUCCGCAGAUAUGGAAAUGUGAAUCUGGAACUGGUGACUCGAAUCAUUAGAGAUGGUGGCCCAUGGGAAGAUCCAGUAUUGCAAGCUGUUCUUAAAGCCCAGCCAGCAUCUCAGGAGAUAGUGAACAAAUAUUUGAGUUCUGAAAAUCCACUGUUCUUUGAACUACGUGCCAGAUACCUAAUUGCCUGUGAACGCAUACCCGAAGCAAUGGCUCUUAUUAAAUCUUGUAUAAAUCACCCAGAAAUCAGUAAAGAUUUGUACUUCCAUCAAGCACUCUUCACAUGUCUCUUUAUGUCACCUGUGGAAGAUCAGCUAUUCCGGGAGCAUUUACUGAAAACUGAUUGUAAGAGUGGAAUUGAUAUCAUCUGUAAUACUGAAAAAGAAGGAAAGACUAUAUUAGCUUUGCAACUCUGUGAAUCUUUUCUUAUUCCACAGCUCCAGAGUGGGGAUAUGUAUUGUAUCUGGGAGUUGAUUUUCAUAUGGAGUAAACUACAGCUUAAAUGUAAUCCUUCAAAACAAGUUUUUGUAGAUCAAUGCUACCAGCUUUUAAGAACAGCAACUAAUGUGAGAGUCAUAUUUCCUUUCAUGAAAAUCAUUAAAGAUGAGGUUGAAGAAGAAGGCUUGCAAAUUUGUGUUGAAAUUUGUGGUUGUGCUCUGCAACUCGACCUUCAUGAUGAUCCCAAAACUAAAUGUCUGAUUUAUAAAACAAUUGCACAUUUUUUGCCAAAUGAUUUGGAGAUCCUCAGGAUUUGUGCACUCUCAAUAUUUUUUCUUGAGCGCUCCUUAGAAGCUUAUCAUACUGUUGAAGAGCUUUACAAACGUCCAGAUGAAGAAUAUAAUGAAGGCACAAGUAGUGUUCAAAAUCGUGUUCGUUUUGAGUUACUUCCAAUUUUGAAAAAAGGAUUGUUUUUUGAUCCUGAAUUUUGGAACUUUGUAAUGAUUAAGAAAAACUGUGUAGCAUUACUGAGCGAUAAAUCAGCAGUGAGAUUUCUAAAUGAAAGUACACUGGAAAAUUCUGCAGGUAAUCUAAAAAAGACAAUGGAACAACAAAGUUUCAAUGAACAGCUUGAUUCUCUUACAGAUCAGAGCCCUGGAGAGACUGAUUUUUAUGAUACAUCUGCAGUACAAUCUAAAGGUUAUAUUAAUACAAAGAAAAACCUUACAGCUCUUAAUACUUCCAAAGUAGAUCACAGUGUCCCAAGACAUCGAUGUAUGUUAUGUAACAAGGAAUUCCUAGGUGGUCACAUUGUAAGGCAUGCCCAAGCUCAUCAGAAAAAAGGCAGUUUUUCAUGUGUAAUAUGUGGUAGGAAAUUUAGAAAUAGAGGACUUAUGCAGAAGCAUUUAAAGAAUCAUGUUAAGAAAAUGCAGAGGCAGCAAAUUGCUGCAUCUCAACCAGAUGAUCAGGAAAUUACUAUUUUGGAAGAAAUAAAUUGUUCUAAUUCUUCCAUUUCAUUCGAAAAUGGAAAUUCUGAUAGUAAGGAUUUGGAAGAAGGAACUCUUACUGCUUCUGGCAAUGGAAAUAAAGAAGUCCUUCCUGAGCAUGUAGCUGAAUUCAUUGAAAUUCCUAUAAAUGUACCAGAGAAUGUUACUGAAAACAUUGUUGAAAAUGGGAGUCCUGAUACUUCUUUAAAUAAUGUCUCAAAGCCUCUACCAGAAUGUGAGGAUGAUUAUGAGGAGGAAGAAGAUGAAGAAGGUGAUUAUGAAGAAGAUGAUUAUGAUCUGAAUCAAGAAACUUCAAUACUUCAUAAAAUCAAUGGAACUGUGUGCCAUCCAAAAGAUAUUUAUGCCACAGAUCAAGAAGGAAACUUCAAGUGUCCCGCUCUUGGCUGUGUGAGGAUUUUUAAAAGAAUUGGAUUUCUAAAUAAACAUGCAAUGACUGUACAUCCAACUGAUUUAAAUGUGCGACAAACAGUAAUGAAAUGGAGCAAAGGAAAAUGCAAAUUUUGUCAAAGGCAAUUUGAAGAUUCUCAACAUUUUAUAGAUCACCUUAAUAGACACAGCUAUCCAAAUGUGUACUUUUGUUUGCAUUUUAAUUGCAAUGAGUCAUUUAAGCUGCCAUUCCAACUUGCCCAGCAUACACAAAGUCAUAGCAUAUUUCAAGCUCAGUGUAGUUUUCCAGAGUGCCAUGAGCUUUUCGAAGAUCUUCCUCUGCUAUAUGAACACGAAGCUCAGCACUAUUUAAGUAAAACACCAGAAUCAUUGGCACAACCAAGUGAAACCAUUCUUUGGGAUGUUCAUACAGACUCAAAUCCUAAUCAUCAGGAAAAAGACUCAUCUAGUAAUGAGAAACAAACUGUUAAUUUGCCAGUUGCUACUAAUAAAUCAAGGAAAGAUUCUACAGAACCAAAGACACGUAUAGAAAGUAUGGGAAAGAAAACAGACAGUUUAGUUCAGAAUGGGAAUGAACAUUCUGAUGACACUGUUUCAAAUAUAAGCUUCAUAGACCAAAAGAUGCCUGACAUAGAGCCAAAUUCUGAAAAUAAUUGUACCAGUAGUGAUUUAGUUAAUGGACACAGUGAAACAGAGCAAACGCCUUUAGUUUCAUCAGAUCCUGCUUUAAAAAUUGAUACAAGUAGAAUCAGGACAGAAAAUGGUUCCAUUUUAUCCAGUGCUGUAACACAAGAACAUAAUACUUUGCCAGUAUCUCAGGCACCUUCCAAACCAAAUCUGACAAGUGAACAUACUACAUAUGGCUUAAUUUUAACAAAACCAUAUGUCAGACCAUUGCCUCCCAGUUACCUUGAUGAACGGUAUCUCAGUAUGCCAAAACGCAGAAAAUUUGUGACUGAUAGAGUAGAUGCUUGUUCUGAUCAAGAUAACAUUUAUAAAAAAUCAGUGAAAAGAUUUAGAUGUGGCAAAUGCUUGACCACCUACUGUAAUGCAGAAGCACUUGAGGCUCACCUUGCACAAAAGAAAUGUCAGACACUCUUUGGAUUUGAUUCAGAUGAUGAAAGUGCCUGAUAAAAAUAUUUCAGAAAGAUCUGUCGAUCAAGCAGUAGUGUGAAAAAAGCACUAUAAGAAAAUGCAUCAUCAGUUUGCUAUUUCUCUGAUGGCCUUAAUUUUAGAGUGGUCUCGGAUUACUAAAGACAAAGCACAUUUUCUAGAAUGAACUCACAGAGGAGAUGUGCUGGCUUAGACUCCAAAAGGGUUAUUAUAAAACUCCCAAAGUACCAGUUUUCCAGAAAACCACAUUAAAAAAAAAAAAAAUUAUGAUGAUUAAUAGCAGCAUGUUCAGUUUCGCUUAUGUGAGAAACAUGUUCAGGCAACUAGUCAGAAAAACCAGCUAUGGCCUUACAAAGGGAAAAGUUAAUCCAUUAUUAAAGGGGGGGGGUUUACAAUAAUAACUUAUUUUAUUCUACAAAUGAGAUUUGUUUUCUUAUAAUACAUAAUCAGAUUAUGUCUUCCCUUCUGGUCAAACAUAGUUUAAGGAACCAUUGGUAUUUGGUUUGGGUUUUCAUUUGAAACUGAUACAUGAAAAUAAAACUUACAAUCAUGUUAUCUAUUAAAGAUUGUAACUUAUUUCCAGAUAAUUUAACUAGGUUAAAGAUCGAUGAAUUAAUGGCAUGCCAGCUUUGAAAAUGGAAAAAACAAAGAAAUAGUGCUUUGCUAAUGAGCUCUUGAUGGAACCUUCCUCCAACAACUUUUGUAUUACACAUCUUUCAGUUGAUGUGUAAUACACAGCAGUGUUGAUUAAGUAGAAAAGGUACCAUCUGUAACUGGGGAGAGAUGGGAGCUAAUACGAUGACAUGCUAUAUAGUUGAAGGAAAACAAUGAAUUAGAAAUUCUUCAAUGUGAAUAAUGGUAAAAGCACACUGGGAUAUUUCUGUUUGUAUAUAGUACUAGGACAUUGCUUGAUGAUUCAUAGUAAGGUCCUUUAGGCAUUAAUGUGAUAUAUCUAAGAACAGUCCCAUAAAUAUAACUGGCUUAAAAACUCUGUCAGCUAAGAAUCAGGUUGAGAAUUCAUUGAUUUUACUCAAUUAGGAGAGUUAAUUCUAAAAUAAGCCAUACUACUGUUUUUUUUAUUCAUUAGUGAUAAAUUUGGUCUGAAUAGUGAUUUUUAUAUAUAAAAGGAAGUAUUUACAAAAAAAUUUGCACAGCAAGAAUACAGUAAGAGACACACUGAUAUAUUGUUUUCCUCAGUGACUAGUAAGACUUUAACUUUAGUCAGUAACUUGUUAAAAUAAUGUUUUUUAAAAUACCCUCUCAGAUGAUUUCCAUUUGUCCAUUAUUGAAGAGGAUUCUUAAAGACCUCUUUUUACUUAAUGAUGUGUUCAUAUCAACAGAGAUAAAAAGAACAAAAAUAAAAGGCGAAUUCUUUAAAAACAGACCUACUAAUGCAUACCCAUGUCAAACAAAUAUUCCAGUUAUUCCAAAUGAGAGAGGUUUUUGAUUAAAGCAGAUAAUCCUCAUCAGAUCCUAUUAUCAAUAUGACAGUAUUAGAGCUUCUUUAAUGAGGUUACUAGAAGUGGGACAUUUCUUCCAGGGCAGCACCCAGAUUUUAUUACAUUAAAAUUUCCAGGUUAUGAUAGAGCAAAUGAUCUAAAAAUAUUUCCCAAUUUUAUUAGUUUAUUUAUUUUUAGCAUUCACUACUAUGCAAUGAUGGUCAUAUGCCCAUUCCAAAUUUAAGUUUGUUUUUGUUAUGUAGCCUAUAUUAGGCUGUGGAACUUACAUUUAGAUAACAGAUAACUAAAUACAACUCAUAAUCAAAUGUUUAAAUCCUUUCUUUAAGGUCAACUAAAAAAAAAGUUUUCCAUUUUUUUCCUGAUAUUAAAAAUGUAAUGAUUAAGUUUAUUUCAGUGCAUUCUAAAAGUACAUCUUAUAAUAAAAAGUCUGUUUGGAAACUAAUUUAUUUGGACAAUGAAUUUUUUUUUGAAAUGUAAUUUCUGCUUUGUACAUUUUCCAGAAGUUUGACAACUUAACAUUUUAUAUCUUUAAUUUUUAUUUUUUACAAGUUGUGACCAUUGACAUAAUGCCCAUAAAGUGUUAAAUUUUCACUAAUUUGAGAAGUUCAUGCAAAGAUGUUUUAAACAUACUCUACUUGUUAUUUUUUUUUGUCUUUAAUUUGAGGUUUCUUUCUACUUCUGUGUUACGAAGAGAAAACUAUUUCUAAAAGAUUGAGAUCAAAUUGGUUUAUAUAUAACUAAACCGAAGAAUGUUUUAUAAAAUUCUGUUUGGCCACACUGUUCUAACCUCCUUAUUUGUAUUUUUCUCAAAUAAUGGCUAAUGAAAGAAAGUGUACAUUUUGUUAUGUCUGUCAUCUAAAAUGUAAAUCAUCUUGCUUUCUUAGGGUGCAUAAACUUCCAACAGUUCUAAUUUCAGAUUCAGAAGAAAAGGAAGCUUUCUUUUUAUUCCUCUGAAUUUUCUCUUUCUCUUCUUUUCUAUUCCUGUUUUCAGGAUGUAUCUUACAUGGACCAAGUUUCAAAUCCUUGUUUUUAAAUAAAAUGUCUUUCAAAAAAUUAAAUAUUAACUUUCUGCAUGUAUCAGUAAGGUCAAGAAAAAAUAGCAAAUCUGAAUUUUUGCUGCUCAUAUAUUAUGGAGGAAGUUGAAAAGGGGAAUUUCCGUGGACAAGGACACUGGUACUUUGGGCUUUAGCCAUAUUCAUUUUUUUAAAACCACAAAUUAUAUAAUGCGUCGAUAACUUAUAUCACUGAACUUGUGAUUCUUUUCAAAUCACACUGAAGGUUCAGCCGUACUCCUUUCAUGUUUGGUUUAAUACUAUUGUAUGGAUGAAAAAUCUAAAAGGGAUGAUAGUGUUUAUUUUUUAAUUUAUUUGGUACUGUAAAACACCUUUUCAGAAUGAGUAAAUGCUGCAUAUGCAUUUUGGAAUUGUUAAUAUGUGAAAGAUAUUACAGAUUCAGCAAGAAAGGAAAUUUGUGCUUCCUUGUUGAACAUUAAAUUAUUUUACUUUGCAUUUUAUAAGAGUACAAAUUAAAACUGAGCCAUUGAACUGCAAUAAAUCAACAAUAGUGUCUCAUUUCAAGAAAUUUUUUGUACUGUACAUAGAUUUGUUCAAUAAAACAUUGUCCUUGUUGGUAA
Nycticebus coucang (slow loris) is the source of this 6571-nucleotide messenger RNA. RefSeq names its product zinc finger protein 654 (gene ZNF654). Gene Ontology annotation, biological process: regulation of transcription by RNA polymerase II. Gene Ontology annotation, molecular function: DNA binding; DNA-binding transcription factor activity, RNA polymerase II-specific. The record is from RefSeq and is a predicted model, not a curated record. The coding region runs from base 86 to 3496 and encodes 1136 amino acids. NCBI's taxonomy places the organism in Eukaryota, Metazoa, Chordata, Mammalia, Primates, Lorisidae. Gene Ontology annotation, cellular component: nucleus. The transcript has 9 exons.